Eucalyptus grandis is the source of this 416-nucleotide messenger RNA. RefSeq names its product DNA-(apurinic or apyrimidinic site) endonuclease, chloroplastic-like. Gene Ontology annotation, biological process: base-excision repair. Lineage: Eukaryota; Viridiplantae; Streptophyta; Magnoliopsida; Myrtales; Myrtaceae. Gene Ontology annotation, molecular function: phosphoric diester hydrolase activity; double-stranded DNA 3'-5' DNA exonuclease activity; DNA-(apurinic or apyrimidinic site) endonuclease activity. The record is from RefSeq and is a predicted model, not a curated record. Gene Ontology annotation, cellular component: nucleus. The coding region runs from base 37 to 378 and encodes 113 amino acids. The transcript is spliced from 3 exons.
AGCGAACCUAAUAUUUUCUCCCUUCUCCGACGCUUGAUGCCCUCUCUGCACUCUACCCCGACGCUCAACGGCCGAUUUCGCUCGCCUCUCCCACGACCUCCACGCUUUUGGCGGUUCUUCCCUCGCGGUUCGGUGAGGUCUCGGAUAAAGCCCCUUUCAGUUACAUAUGGCUUGGGCAUAUCAGAUCAUGAUUAUGAGGGACAGCUUGUCACUGCAGAGUUUGAUUCAUUCUAUCUCUUGAGCGGUUACGUUCCUAAUUCUGGUGAUGGCCUGAGAAGACUGAUGUAUAGGAUUUCACAGUGGGAUCCAUCUCUUGGUAACUACAUAAAGUAUGUUCAGCACUAUGUAGCCCUUUUGUUUUUUGAUAAAGCUAUUUAGACUUUUGUUCAGGAGUCAUUAUUCACCAUAUCAUGGAU